Molecule: messenger RNA, 2920 nt
Organism: Ctenocephalides felis (cat flea)
Lineage: Eukaryota; Metazoa; Arthropoda; Insecta; Siphonaptera; Pulicidae
Product: conserved oligomeric Golgi complex subunit 3-like
Exons: 16
Coding region: 347-2866 (839 amino acids)
Biological process (GO): Golgi organization; intra-Golgi vesicle-mediated transport; intracellular protein transport
Cellular component (GO): membrane; COG complex; cis-Golgi network
Source: RefSeq, a predicted model, not a curated record
UUGUCAAAUUAGCAGACAAAUCUUCUUGUAGAAAUUAGCAAUGUCAAAUACCUAGACAAUAUAAUAAUACAUAAUUCAUAAUGAAUAGAAGCAUGUCUUGAUGCCGUGUGUCUACUGCUAUGGUGGAGCCGAUUUCUACCAAUUAUAUACCAAUAUAUUAUAUAUUUUAUCAGAUACUGUGCCUUCCUUAGAUUAAAUAUGCUAGUGCAGUGGGUGGCCGUGUUGUCUUGACGUUGCAAUUGCAAACCAGAGUUAUUUGAAGAUGAUGUAAAUAUUGGACGGUUGACCUUAACAGCAUGAAGAAAUAAACGUUCGAAUAAAAUCGAAGUAAAAAAUCAUAAACAUUAUGGAGGAUAUUGAAAGUGCAAAAUCUGAAAAUUCAAAUAUACGCAGAAUUCAAAACAAACUUCUCCAGUGGGAGAUUCCUGACCAUCCACUGGCUCCUCUGUCAACGGUUCAACGUGAAAUCUUCUUUGAAUUAUCUCAGGUAGUUACUGGUUCUUAUGAAGAAUUUAUUAGAAAUGAAGAUUUCGAGCAAUGUUCCAUGCAAGAGUUUUUAAAAUCUUACUCAGAAGUUGAAGAUAGAUUGAUAAAAAAUGAUGAUGAAACAUAUGAAUCAUAUUUUUCGCAGUUAUCUCUUAGAAGUUCUGAAUGUGACGCCUUACUCAAAAUAAUUGAUGAUUCAGUUCAAGCAUUAAAUGAAUUGGCUUCUGAACACAGCUUAGUAUCAGUUAAUACAAGUUUAUUAAAUAAUGCAAGUGAGCAUCUGCUUUCAGAUCAAAAUAAAUUAAACAUUAUCUGCAAUGAUAUAUGUGAUAGAUUGCAAUACUUUAACCAAGCUGAAAAACUAGGACAACGGUUAUCUUGUGGGAAAACAUUAGCAGUUACUAGUGAUUCUUUUAUUCAAGUUCUCAAUAAAAUUGAUGAAUGCAUAUUGUACAUGAAAAACCAUCCGAAUUGCAAAGAAGCUCCAAUUUUUGAAGCAAGGUAUAGGCAUUGUUUGUACAAAGCUAUUACUCUCAUUCGCAAUUAUGUCAUGCAAGUUCUAAAUAAUGCAACAGACCAGGUUAUAGGUUCUAAACUACAAUUACAAAAUGGUUCUGAUAGUUUUGCCUUGUUCUAUGGAAAAUUUCAAACAUGCAUUCCUAAAAUAAAAAAGAUAAUUGAGGAAGUUGAAAAGAGAUGUGAAGUUUAUGAUGACUAUAGGCUAUUACUUGCAGAAUUGCAGAACCAUUUCAUAUCUCAGAGAAUGCAAAUUAUGACCAAUGAUGUUCGAGGUACUAUUCUAAAUCUUUGCAAUGAUGGAGAGAACAGUUCAGUUCAUCAUGGUGAUCAUUGCGCACUUGUUCGAAAAAGUUGUGCUUUUUUGAUUCAUAUUUGUCAGGAUGAGUAUAGAUUGUUCUGCCAAUUUUUUACAGAAAAAAGUCCACAACUUUUUGACUAUCUGCAUGGAUUGUGUUCUACAUUGUAUGACAUGUUGAGACCUUUAAUAAUCCAUAUAAAUCAUUUAGAAACCUUAGCUGAGCUUUGCAGUAUUUUAAAAGUGGAAAUGCUUGAUGAACAUGUUCAAAAUAAUUCUGAAGCUCUGGAAGCAUUUUCACAAAUUGUGUGGCAACUUCUGCAGGAUGUUCAGGAAAGAUUGGUUUUCCGAGCUCACUUAUAUUUACAAACUGAUAUUCUGCAAUAUUCUCCCGCCCCUGGCGAUCUUGCUUAUCCUGAAAAGUUGGAAAUGAUGGAGAGCAUAGCACAAUCUCUACAAGAGCAUCCGCUGCGGAGGUCAGAUUCAAGAUCGUCUAUUUCAUCUACUACUUCUAAUACAUCUCAAGAAGUAGCUAGAAUAAAUUCUGAUCAAGCAAAAUCCAGAUUAAUUAGUUCUCCAGCUGAUCUGCAUGGAAUGUGGUACCCUACAGUGAGGCGCACACUAGUCUGUUUGUCUCGAUUGUAUCGCUGUGUGGACAGACCGAUUUUCCAGGGUUUAUCACAAGAGGCUCUGUCAUUAUGUAUACAGAGUGUAGCAAGCGCUGCACAAUCAAUAUCUUCAAAAAAGACAAUUGUUGAUGGUGAAUUAUUCCAAAUCAAACAUCUACUGAUCUUACGCGAACAAAUUGCCCCAUUUCAAGUUGAUUUUACUGUGAAAGAAAUGCGAUUGGAUUUUAGCAAAGUGAAGACUGCUGCUUUUGGUUUACUUCAGAAGCGAAAGCAAUUGUUUUCUUUGGGAACUAAUAAUGCGAUUUUGGAGUUUUUACUUGAUGGAACGCCCCAAGUAAAGGAACAAUUGCUAGAUUCUCGUAAAGAUGUUGAUCGUCAACUGAAAACUUCCUGUGAAAAUUUUAUUCGAACAUCAACUAUUUUAUUGGCUGCACCUCUUCUUGAUUUCAAUAAUAAGGUUGCAACAUUUUUUCAAAAUGUAGAUGAAAACAAGCUGUCAACUACACUUAAAUCACAACCUUGGGCUGGACCCAAAGAGAUUGGUGCGAUAGUACAGGAAACUCAAAAAUUAAUGAAAGCCAGGCUUGCUGGUCUUCAAAGGUCCCUUCAGUUGUACCUUUCGAACAAGGAUACUGAAUUCAUACUGUUCAGGCCUAUUAGGAAUAAUGUUGUAGGGGCAUUUGUAAAGCUAGAACAGAAUUUAAACAAUGGUGGCUAUACCUCUGAUGAAAUAAUUAUUGCUGGGUGUCCAACUCCAGAACAAGUGUCGGUCUUGCUUUCUUCAGCCAGUUUAGUGGCUGAAGGUAUUCCUAGUCAACCACAUUCUAAAGAAUUUACACGUAAGAUAAGUUCUGCAAGGAAAGAACUAACAGUUGCUGAAGAAUCACCUGAAAUAUUCACUUCUCAACAAGAAUCUAAAAUUGAUGAUCCAGAAUGAACCCUGCUCAAGUAAAAUUGUUUUAAAAUCAAUAAUAUAUAAUUUAAAAUCUAG